Tachysurus vachellii is the source of this 4839-nucleotide messenger RNA. RefSeq names its product cyclic nucleotide gated channel subunit beta 1a (gene cngb1a). The record is from RefSeq and is a predicted model, not a curated record. Gene Ontology annotation, biological process: monoatomic cation transmembrane transport; retina homeostasis. NCBI's taxonomy places the organism in Eukaryota, Metazoa, Chordata, Actinopteri, Siluriformes, Bagridae. Gene Ontology annotation, cellular component: intracellular cyclic nucleotide activated cation channel complex; plasma membrane; photoreceptor outer segment. Bases 79 to 4104 code for a protein of 1341 amino acids. The transcript is spliced from 41 exons. Gene Ontology annotation, molecular function: protein-containing complex binding; cGMP binding; intracellularly cGMP-activated cation channel activity.
UUUUCCUCCUGUCGUGUCUACAAUCUCUGGGAUGAGUGCCUACUCCUGAACAGCUAAGACCUGUGUUUGAGCUGCAGGAUGUUUAGUUGGGUGGUAAAAGUUGUUCCUCAACCUCCAGAGAAGCCUACAAAGCUAGAAGGGGAAGGCAAAGGCAAUACACCCCAGACAUCAGAACAAAAAGCAUCAGUUAAAGAUCAAGAGGUGAAAAAAGCAGCCAAUCCUGAGAAGCCAAAUGAGGAUGGAGUCUCGGAAGAAAAAAGUACUCAGGGCAGUGUAUUGAACUGGAUCUCUCAGGGUUUGACCAGCGCCCUCCCCCAACCUGCAGCUACACCUAACAAGGACAAAACAGACAGUGAUACCAAGCACCAGGAGGAAAACAUCAACAGUAAAGCAAAUGAAGAGACAGGGGUGAUAAACUGGAUUGUGCAAGGAUUAGGCAAAGUGGUUCCACAACCUGAUGACAAGCACAAACAGCAGACAGAAUGCCAGGAGGUCACUGAGGUUCCAAAAGUGGUGGCAGAGGUAAAGGUGGAGCAAACUGUGGUUAAGGAGAUUAAAAUGGAGCCUGAACCACCUCCUCCUCCUCCUCCUCCAGUCCCUGUGGUGGAGGUGGUUCCUGAUGAAGAAGCUGAAGGAGACAAUUCCAUAACCCCAAGGGUGAUGGAGUGGAUAAAGCAAGGUCUUGAGAAGGUGGUUCCACAGCCAGGACACGCCACACCAUCUACUACAGACACUUCAGAUAAAAAGGAACCUGCUACAGAUACCGCACCUCCGCCUCCAAAGGCACCUGAAGUCUCAGUAGCUGAGGAAACCACCAGUGGAACAACCAUGGAGGAGGAAUCCAAUGUGGUUGGCUGGAUUGUGCAGGGACUCGGUCGCAUUAUGCCACAGCCUGUUCUGAAACCAAAAGAGGACACGUCGGAUUCCGUUCAGAGCAUCUUCAUCCUGCAGGAGGAGUUUGUGCAGGAGGAGAACCUGGUUCUGGAGAGGGACAUGGUGCUGGAGGAAGUGGUCUCAGACUGGGAGCAGCAGCAGAUGGAGCAGAGCUGUUUGAAGAAACAGGCUGAAGUUCAGGUUGAGGAUCAGACUCAACCUCUGCUGGACAACCUACACUACACCACACCUAAUAUGCUGUUCAUGCAGCAGGAGGAUGCUGAGACACAAACAGAGCGCUGGACUCCUCUGAUAGAGAACAUUAGACGGGAGGCUGAGGAAGCCGCUUUGGUCUCUUUGCAAGAGAGGCUGGAGCGUGAGCAUCUGGAGGCGGCGAGGAUGGCAGAGGUGUUGGCACGUCAGGCUGCUGAACUGGCAGUGAGACAGCUGGAGGAGGAACACAAUGUAAUCAGAGUCACAGAGCCAGAACCCCUCUCUGAACCAGACAGUGGAGAGCUACUUUCCAACAUCCAGGAGGAAGAGAACGAAGAUGACCCAGAGUUACAGCCACUGCGUGAGGAGAGUGAGGAAGACAGCGGAGAAAGUAAAAAUGCAGAAGCAGACAUUAAGAGGUGUCUGGUGGACGUGUGCCCUGUUGAGGAGCUUAAAACACAAAAGGAGGAGUCACCAGAGCAACCUCCUCCGAAGGAAUCCACACCUGAACGUCAAGUUGAGAUAGUACACACUCCACCAUUAGAGCCAGCUGUUCAAGCAGAACCUGAGGGAGAAGAUCCUGCAAAAGCAAAGAGCCCUUCACCUGUAAUGAGUCCAGUUGUACCCUCAGCUGUUUCAUGUCCCUCUCCUCCAGCUGUUAUACAGGAAAAUGAGGCACUUAAAGAGGAAUGUGGAGAAUGUCCUCAUCUGAAUGUAGAGGAAGUUGAUGACGGAUCCAUUCCUACUGUGCCUCAAAUUGUUGAACCCCAGGAGUCGAACGGUGGCACCCUCACUAUUCCCAUUCCUGUGAUGGCCAACCAGAGCAAAGCAGUGCUUGUUGAGAGGGUUACCCAGCCAGAUGAACAAGUUGAAGAGGAAGAAACGGAGAAAGAGGAAGAUCUGAAAAGCCAGCGUGGCCUCCUCACUGUGGAGGAAGCAGAGCGUCCUCUUUCUUCGGCCAGUCAGACAAGUGUUGUGGUUAACGAGCGUCUGCAGGAGCUGAUCAAGCUGUUUAAAGAACGAACAGAGCGGACUAAAGAGAGGCUGAUUGACCCAGAUGAGUCUGAGGAAGAGAGUCCCACAGCAACACCUUCCAAAAAGGCCGUUGCUGCUCCUCCUCCUCCACCUCCUCCGCCUCCUCCGCCCGAGGAGAAGAAAGAUGUUCCUGCUGUUGUUGAGAGUGAAGAGGAGCAGUUCCUGGAGUUCAUGGGCUACCAAGUCAAAGUGCCCAAGAUACCACCGAUACCAGACUGGAUGAGAGCCAUCAUAGAGUAUCGUUUCCCUUCCAGCAUCGAUCCUUACACUGAUAUAAUCUAUGUGGUGUGGCUGUUUUUCGUGAUGUGUGCGUGGAAUUAUAACGUGUGGCUGAUCCCGGUGCGUUGGGCGUUCCCAUAUCAGACUCCAGAAAACAUCCACCUGUGGCUGCUUGCUGACUAUUUCUGUGACACCAUCUACAUCCUGGACAUUGUGGUCUUUCAGCCCAGACUACAGUUUGUCCGUGGGGGAGAUAUAGUGUGUGAUAAAAAGGAUAUGAGGGAACAAUACAUGAAAACAGAACGAUUUAAGAUGGACAUGAUCAGUUUGUUUCCCCUGGAGGUUUUGUACUAUUUCACAGGAGUUAAAUCCAUUUUGCGCUUCCCACGUCUUUUAAAGUACAUGGCAUUCUUUGAAUUUAACGAUCGUCUGGAGGCGGUGAUGAAAAAAGCAUACAUUUACAGAGUGAUCCGGACCAGUGCGUACUUGCUGUACUCACUACACUGCAAUGCCUGUCUGUUCUACUGGGGCUCUGAUUAUGAAGGCCUUGGCUCCACUAAAUGGGUCUACGAUGGCAGAGGCAACAGUUACAUCCGCUGCUACUACUUUGCUGUAAAAACCCUGAUCACAAUCGGAGGCCUCCCAGAUCCCACCACAGUCUUCGAAAUCGUCUUUCAGCUGGUCAAUUACUUUGUCGGUGUGUUCGCUUUCUCGAUUAUGAUUGGUCAGAUGAGAGAUGUUGUAGGAGCAGCUACUGCAGGACCGGCGUACUAUAGGUCGUGUGUGGACAGCACAGUAAAGUACAUGACUGCUUAUCGCAUCCCAAGAGAGGUUCAGAACAGAGUCAAGACCUGGUAUGACUAUACGUGGCAAUCGCAAGGCAUGCUGGAUGAACAGGAAUUGCUCAUCCAGCUUCCUGAUAAGAUGCGUCUGGACAUCGCCGUGGAUGUAAACUACACCAUUGUCAGCAGAGUGGCCCUCUUCCAAGGCUGUGAUAGACAGAUGAUUUUUGACAUGUUGAAGAGACUGAAGUCUGUGGUCUACCUCCCUGGGGAUUAUGUGUGUAAGAAGGGUGAGAUCGGCAGGGAGAUGUACAUCAUCAAGGCCGGUGAGGUGCAGGUGGUUGGAGGCCCCGAUGGUAAAACUGUGUUUGUGACUUUGAGGGCUGGAUCUGUGUUUGGGGAAAUCAGCUUGCUUGCUGUAGGGGGAGGGAACCGGCGCACAGCUAAUGUGGUGGCACAUGGCUUUGCUAACCUCUUCAUUCUGGAUAAGAAAGACCUCUCUGAGAUCAUGGUGCAUUACCCUGAGUCCCAGAAAAUACUGCGCAAGAAGGCUAAGAAGAUGCUAACGAAGGAUAAGAAACCUCCAGAAGAAAAGGGUCCGGAUAAGGAGACUGGUCAGGUGAUUCCAACACGGCCUGAGACUCCCAAACUCUUUAAGGCCGCCCUGCUGAUGGGCAAAGGAGAAACGUUCGCCAAACUGAAAGAGACAUACAAAGACAGUGAAGCCACACUAAAGACCUCCGACAGCAUGACCACCACAGCAGCGCCCGUUCCCCCUCCCUCACCCAUUCAUCGUCGCUCUCCCGUCCAGCGCACAGUCACGCAGGAUGACGAAGACAUGGUGGCAGAGACCACAGACAGCACGAUGAUCAUCCGCAUAACCCCACACCAACAUGGAGAGGAGAUCCUCAGCAUUGAAAUGGCAGAGGAGGAAGAUGGGAAGGUGAAGGAGACCGAGCAGGAGGAGAAGAAAGAAGAAUAGAAGUUGAAAGAAAGGAUGAGAAAUUAGAACGCAAGGCUGGGAAAUGGCCUGUUAUUAUAAUGCUUUUUACUAUUAUAGGGAAAUAUUUGCAAAAUGAAUCUAAAUCUAAACCAAAGGGGGAUUUGUUAUUUAAGUACAAUUUGUAAUGCUUUUGGUUUUAAAGUCAUAACUGGUUUUAAAUUUGACAUGAGCUUUACAGGAAGGAGAUGCCAUUGUGAAAGCGAGUGAGCGUCUUAUGGAACCUGAUUUCUUUUAAACUGCUACACUGUCUUCCAUUAUAGCUCAAGCUGGAUUUAAGCACUGAAAUACAGCAAAGUGACAUACAGUAUAUGUCAUAGUUUUGCUAAGAGCAAGCUUCCAUACUUAGUGUAGAGUGCUACAUGUGCACAGAUGCGCAGGUUUCAGUAUUUCAGCAUGUAAGGAAAAAAUCCUGUAAGAAAAAUACUUUUUGGGAUUUAUUUUUUUUAAUUACAUGGCACAAUUCAGUUCUUCGUUUUCAUAUGAGAUCUUUUUAGAUUGUACUGUAAAUAUCAUGAACAUUAGGUACAAAGUAAUAAGUAACCUGCUAUAAAUAACAUGAGUAUAUGAUUGGUUUUUAUGAAAGAUGUUAUAAUGAAAUUGAAUGGUGUAUGCACAAUAUUAAUAUUCUAAAGCUCUGGGAUAAAUGCGAUAUAUUUCAGUAUUUGUUUUUGUUAUCAUAUUGGGUAAUUUGUCAGUGUAAAUGAUCUUUGUGGU